Molecule: messenger RNA, 576 nt
Organism: Dovyalis caffra
Lineage: Eukaryota; Viridiplantae; Streptophyta; Magnoliopsida; Malpighiales; Salicaceae
Source: the annotation of a GenBank genome assembly
AUGUCUGUAAUUCAAGAUACUCCUGAAUUGAAAACAAACCCACUCGAAUCCGAAUCCACAUCUAAACGGAGCUCCAAGAAGAAGACUCGUCAACCUGAUACCCUCUUUCAUGGAGUGAGAAAACGGAGCUGGGGCCGGUAUGUGUCUGAAAUUCGGUUACCCGGUAAGAAGGCUCGAGUAUGGCUCGGGUCAUUUGGGUCACCAGAGAUGGCUGCCCGGGCCUAUGACUCGGCUGCUUUCUUUUUAAAAGGCAACUCUGCGAGUCUCAACUUCCCUGACUCAGUCGGGUCACUUCCCCGCCCCGAGUCUUGUUCUAGGAAAGACAUCCAAUUGGCAGCUGCUAAAGCUGCAAUUGGUUUUGAAAAAACGAGGGUGGGGUUUGAAGAUAGCGAGUCGGGUGAAGAACCCGAUAAUUCAGUUUGGUUGGGUUUGGAUGAUCUGGAAACCAUAGCGUAUGAAGAAGUGGAACGAGCUCCUUUAUUGAGCCCAUUGAGUCGAGUUUUUAUCUCGGUUUUCAAGGGUUGCGCUUUCAAGGCUCUGGCUCUGCUUGUUGAAGUCGGUAUCACUUUGCUGUAG